This is a messenger RNA of Parathielavia appendiculata, 948 nucleotides long. RefSeq lists its product as uncharacterized. The coding region runs from base 295 to 822 and encodes 175 amino acids. The transcript is spliced from 4 exons. Lineage: Eukaryota; Fungi; Ascomycota; Sordariomycetes; Sordariales; Chaetomiaceae. The record is from RefSeq and is a predicted model, not a curated record.
CUGGGACAUGUCCUCAAGAUCGUUCCGGAAUUCGUGAUUGAUGAGAACGGAACGGUGGUCUUUCACCCGGAAUGAUGUCGGCGCCGUUACGGAGUUACGGUUGACUUGCGACACGUUCGAUUAUAUAAAUCCUCAACCCGUCUCCAAGAUCCCAACAUCAUCAAUUCCAUCCAUCCCACGACACAAACGAACCUGAUCACUGCACAGCAAAACAGCACCUUUCACUCUACAAUAACCCACAGCUCUCACCUCACAUCAAACAACAACCAACUACAACACGCCGAAGUCAACAAAAUGGCCUCGUACGACAUCGCCCAAUACCUUCUCGACCGCGCCAACAUCCACGACACCGUUACCAAAGUGCCUCUUUACUACGACACGCACAACCUGGCCGGCCUCGAGUCUGAGGUCUACGCGCCAACCAUCGAAAUCGACUACACCUCGAUCCUCGGCGGCGAACCCCGCCUCGUGUCCCGCGCCGAUUGGAUCGACGAGGUGGGCGGUAUCCUCAACAAGUUCGCGGCCAGCCAGCACGUCACAACCGGCAUCAUCAUCCACCUCCCGCAACCCGGCGCCAGAGUCGCCCGGCCCGACAAGGUGACUGUCUACGCACAGGUGGGCGGGAACUUGGUUGGCAAGAGCGAGGGUGGCGAUUCGACGGUGCGGUUGACGCAGAAUGGGGGCCUCCUCGAAGCUGAUCUUAUCUGUGAUGCCGACCUCGAGAAGCAGGGGCAGAAUCCGUGGCGGAUCUCCAAGUACAAGGUGACCAAGAAGUGGGACAGGGGGGAUACGACUGUGGUGGCAGAUCUCACAAAGAACUGAGCAGUAUAGUUGUACCGUACGGUACAAAUUAUGACUUUGAUGAAAAGCCAGGCACACAUUCUACCAGGGUAUUCUUCGCCUUAAAUCCAUCAUAAGAUCAAGCGCCCACAAUCAAGACAAUCACGC